Messenger RNA from Oryzias latipes (Japanese medaka), 1300 nucleotides. RefSeq lists its product as uncharacterized. NCBI's taxonomy places the organism in Eukaryota, Metazoa, Chordata, Actinopteri, Beloniformes, Adrianichthyidae. The record is from RefSeq and is a predicted model, not a curated record.
UUUUUUUCUUCGGUGUUUAAGUAUGUGCCAUGCGUGGUGUUUUUAAGCAGCUUCUUGAUGGUUCUUAUAAGGAGUGAUUAGAGUCAUUAGCUAAGUGUUUAAAUCUGAAUAGAUGCGGUCGCUGCGCUUCGGGGCGCCUAAUUAUGUACGUGCAUUAAGAGAAAGCCGUGAGGGUAAAAAGGAGCGGUGAGGGGCAGGGUCUGCGGGGAGGGACAGGAUUCAAAUUGUAAAGUUGUUCCCUUUGUCAGUGGGGUAUAUAGCGCGGACGAGACGCUACAAAGGAAAACGUUGGAGAGCUGGAAAGAGGAUCAUCCAGGAUCCUGGCGCUCACUAUGACUGUCUCACGCUGCAUUUGGAUUGCUUCAUUUUUCAUCUCUGUCAUGACAAGUGACACUGGAGUAUGCGCUCGCUCAGUGGACUCGUUGGGAUUUCUGUCACAGGCUUCAAACGCAGCAGGUUCUGAUCUGGCUUUACGCACGGACACGCACUGGGAGAGAUGCGCAAAGCUGACUGCGCCAUGGCUGGAAAACGCGCAGGAAGCUCCCGGAACUCUUCUGGCCACGUUGCUGCAGCUUCGUGUGCGGCCGUUCUCUCCGGGCACCUCAAGUGCUUUGGUUUUUCCUGGAAAGAAUCUUUUCAGUUUUAUCCGACGGGUCUAUCGUUGUUGUCAAGACGGAGUGAUCUGCAGGGACGUCAGAGGCAUCCAAGGCAGCAAGAGAGGAGAUUCAGUCGUGGAGUUUGUCCUCACAAGAGAUAUUUUGGCACUGGCAGUUAUGAGAGCUGAGCUUCACCUUCACCUUCAUCUUCAUCAAAAUGUGGAUUUCCUCCCAGUGAUUCAGUUUUUGUCCAAACACAACCUCCCCACCAGGUAUAGCGUGGGGUCACGCGGUGACACUGUGGAGCUCAGGGUGGACCUCCUCUUCCUCUUCCAGAGUCUGCAGAGGUCGAUAGGUGGUGCUGGACGAGGCUCCAGCUUGACAAACAUUCGACAGUCAAUGCUCUUCUCCGGCGAGGAUCCACCGGGGGACCCCCAUGAUGAAAUGUGGGGGGAAGGGCUUGCCAGCACACUACCGGCUCUGGAUCUGGGCUUGAUCUUGGGUUGCAGAAAGGCUGGUUCUUGGGUACCCUGUGGAAGAAGAAGCAUUCAACUCUCACACACUCCUUUCAUGGUUCUGUACUACAGAUAAGACAUUUAAAAUAUCCCCCCUCAUGGACAUUUGUCCCCAAACAUAAAAGUAUGCACUUCAAUGAUUUAUUUAUGUUUUUUUAAGCCAUAAAUGUAUAAAAACAAUUGUAAAUA